AUGCUGGGAUGGUUGAGCGAUGCGGCGGCGACGAUGGUUUGCUGCAGCCUGGAGGAGAAGGAGGGACUGGAGAGACCGUCUCUCGUUCACAUCCGUCCGUUUGAUAGCCAUCAGGCCGACGAGCCAUACAAACCACCCACGAUGACACUCGGCUCGGUGGGGAUCACCAUCUCCACUAUAUCGCCGGAUCGCCCCCUCAACGUUACGUCUGUGGAAGCUGGAGGUCCUGCCGACAGGGCGGGGAUGCAGGUGCAGGAUAAGCUUCUGCAGAUUGAUGGAAUUGCAUGCACAAGCCCUAACGAUGCCGUUCGCCUCUUCGCCCUCAACUCGUCAGCAGCAAACCCUGUGGCUGUACAUGUUCUGCGAGACAAAGUGGAUGGAUCAGGGAGUUUGAAGCACGACGUCUUGGAAUUGAAGAUUCACAGGAUGGCUGCUGUAUCUGCCGCAAACUCACCUGGAUCUUCAAAAUACACAGAGUUUCACAGAUCUCAAGCAGAUGUUGAAGAGCUCAACGAUGAGAACCAGCGUCAAGACAAGGCAACAGAUGAGAUUGAGAAGGGGUUGGCCGGGUACCAGCAUGUGGAUCAUGAUCCGACUCAAGCGAAAGUUCAUGAGAGUGAUUGGUGUUAA
This is a messenger RNA of Guillardia theta CCMP2712, 630 nucleotides long. RefSeq lists its product as hypothetical. Gene Ontology annotation, molecular function: protein binding. The transcript has 7 exons. NCBI's taxonomy places the organism in Eukaryota, Cryptophyceae, Pyrenomonadales, Geminigeraceae. The record is from RefSeq and is a predicted model, not a curated record. Bases 1 to 630 code for a protein of 209 amino acids.